AUGGAAAGCGAGAUGGAGACAGUGAAGAAAAGGGUGGGAUACCACAUACAGAGAAAGGUCAUGGAUGAAUGUGAAGUUGAUGAAAUUGCAGAAAAAUCAAACGUCCAAACAUCACUGACAAAAACAUUUAAGGAGUCACUAAGGUGUUCUGGUCCUCGCGUGAAGAAUUGCUUUCUGUCCUGUAUUCCUCUGCUGGCAUGGCUGCCACGAUACCCACUUCGAGAAAAUGCUUUUGGGGACAUUGUCUCAGGAAUCAGUGUGGGAAUUAUGCACCUGCCCCAAGGUAUGGCAUAUGCCCUGCUAGCUGCUGUCCCACCUGUAUACGGCCUCUACUCAUCAUUCUACCCAAUCCUGAUCUACUUCAUCUUUGGAAGUUCAAAGCACAUCUCAGUAGGUACUUAUGCAGUUAUGAGUGUGAUGAUCGGCAGUGUAACAGAACGUCUGGCUCCGGAUUCAGAUUUCAUGUUUUUGGGUAACAGCACGCAUAAUGAAAGCCUAAUUGACACUGUAGCCCGUGACAACGAGAGGGUCAAGAUUGCUGCUACGGUCACCUUCUUGUCUGGAAUUUUCCAGUUGGUCCUAGGCCUGGUGCAGUUUGGCUUUGUGGUGACUUAUCUCUCAGAGCCGCUGGUUCGAGGUUAUACUACUGCAGCAGCUAUUCAUGUCAUUGUUUCUCAGCUCAAAUAUACAUUUGGACUCAACACCACACGCUACAGUGGACCUCUGUCUCUUAUAUAUACGGUGUUGGAUGUGUGUUCAUUAUUACCUAAGACAGAGAUUGGAACACUGGUUGUAAGCAUCGUAACCAUUAUUGGUUUGGUCCUUGCCAAGGAAGUGAAUUCAUUGCUGUCACGCAAACUUCCCAUUCCUAUACCAGUUGAGCUUAUUGCUAUUAUUAUAGCCACUGUGGUGUCAUGGAAGUUUGAUUUUAAGACUAUUUACGAUGUAGAUGUUGUAGGCACAAUACCAUCAGGUCUUAAGGCUCCAGUAUUACCUGUAUCCUCCAUUAUGAUCUCUGUAAUUGGUGACGCAUUUGCUCUGGCUGUUGUGGGAUACGGAAUCGCCAUCUCUCUAGGCAGAAUCUUGGCGCUUAAGUAUGGCUACAAAGUCGACAGCAACCAGGAACUAAUAGCACUGGGGCUGAGCAACUCGAUUGGUGGAGUGUUCCAGUGUUUUGCCAUCAGCUGCUCCAUGUCGCGCACUAUGGUCCAAGUUAGCACCGGUGGAAAGACUCAGGUCGCAGGGGCUAUAUCAGCAUUAGUUAUACUUGUGAUCACCUUAAAGAUUGGAGAACUAUUUGAAGAACUGCCUAAGGCAGUGUUGGCUGCUAUUAUUCAUGUAAAUCUUCAUGGAAUGUUGAAGCAGUUUGCAGACAUCCCAUCUCUUUGGAGGAGCAACAAAGUGGACAUGCUUGUGUGGCUGAUGACCUUCAUCUUAACUUUGCUGUUAAAUCCUGAUUUGGGUUUGGCGGCCUCCAUCAUCUUUUCCAUUCUGACAGUCAUAUUCAGGACACAACUACCUAGGUAUUCUCUGCUCGGUCGGAUACCUGGCACCGACAUCUACAAACCAGUGGAGGAGUAUAAUCAGGUUACACAGAUUCCUGGUCUUGUGAUUUUCCGAUGCUCUGCAACUCUGUACUUUGCUAAUGCUGAGAUGUACACUGAGCACCUCUAUAAGAAGAGUGGAGUAGAUGUACCUAAACUACUUUCACUGAAGAAGAAAUUGGAGGCAAAGAGACUCAGGAAAGAGAAGAAAGAGGCAAAGCAAGCUAAGAAACUAGCAAAGAAACAAGCAAAGGUAAAAACGUAAACACUUAAUAACUAAUGGCUUGUGCAGUGCAUAAAUGAAUCAGAGAACCUGAACUUCCUUUCUUGUCCAGAUGGGGGAACAGAAAUUCCUGACAUGGAGAAAAAAUACGAGGUGGCAGUGGUUGCUGGACCUGAGCUUGACCUACAUCUUGACCCAAGUCUUCCCAAAGCUAUAAUCCUCGACCUGAGCCCUGUGAAUUUCCUGGACACAGUGGGAGUAAAAACAUUACAAAAUAUCCACAAGGACUUUGGAGAUGCUGGAAUUGACGUUUUCUUAUCAGCCUGUCAGACUUGUGUUAUUGAGAGUUUGGAGAAGGGUAAUUUCUUCAAAAACAAAGUUACCAAAGCCAUUCUUUUUUCCACUGUACAUGAUGCUGUUCUGCACUGCCAGCAGGAAACCACACAGGAGUUCGGGUAUGGAACACAUUUCUGAAGCCAAAUUUGUAUACUUGGAGCAACUGAGAUGUACUGUACCAUCCUUUUCUUUAAUU
Trichomycterus rosablanca is the source of this 2299-nucleotide messenger RNA. Its product is annotated as solute carrier family 26 member 6-like. Gene Ontology annotation, cellular component: plasma membrane. NCBI's taxonomy places the organism in Eukaryota, Metazoa, Chordata, Actinopteri, Siluriformes, Trichomycteridae. The record is from RefSeq and is a predicted model, not a curated record. Gene Ontology annotation, biological process: transmembrane transport. Gene Ontology annotation, molecular function: bicarbonate transmembrane transporter activity; chloride transmembrane transporter activity; secondary active sulfate transmembrane transporter activity.